This is a messenger RNA of Brenthis ino (lesser marbled fritillary), 213 nucleotides long. NCBI's taxonomy places the organism in Eukaryota, Metazoa, Arthropoda, Insecta, Lepidoptera, Nymphalidae. The record is from the annotation of a GenBank genome assembly.
AUGAUUUGUGACAGUCAUCUUCGCAUCACAAAUGUGAAUGCAAAGUUUGGUGGAGCUACACACGAUUCACAUAUAUGGUCAUCUAGUAAAGCUGAAUCAUACAUGCGUGAACUUCAUCAAAAUAAUGAACAAGUAUGGUUAUUAGGUGAUUCUGGAUAUCCACAACGCCCUUGGCUUAUGACUCCCAUCCUCAAUGCAGUUCCAGUUAUUAUA